UUUAUUCUUUGGACAGGGAUUGGGGAUGCUAUGGUAUGGGUCUCGCGGGCUAAGUAUUAAUGUUGUUUGGGGCGCUGGCGUUGUUAACUCUUGGUAAAGCUGGGCGAGAUGUCAUUUUGAAAGCAUUUCUAGCUGAUCAACUAUGGAGAUCUAACGAAGAAACAAACGAAGAGAAUGAAAAACUUAUAGAGACACGUCGAAAAAUUAUUUGGAGAGUUUGUUGGAUUUUGGGUAUAAUUAUAGCAACUGUAGGCUCUCAAAUACAGAGUGGGAGGUGCUUGCAAAGAUAUGUACAAUCGCAAUGGUAGCAGGAUUUUCUCUAUUCUUUUUAGGCAUCCCAUUUUAUGAACGCAAGAAACCUUCUCCUAGCCCCAUUCUUGAUUGUUUCAAGGUUGUUAAAGCGGCACUAUCAAAGAUUCAUCUUGAUUACCCAGUUUCUCCAAGUCAGUUGUUCAGGAAUAACACAAGUGACACAGAGAUUCUUCCUAAUAUUGCACUCCUCAGAUGGUUAGACAAAGCUGCCAUUUUGGAACCAUCGCCUCUAGUAUCAAUAGAGCAAGCUGAAAAUGCAGGCAGACUUGUUGAGGUAGCAAAAGUUAAGGAUGUGAAGCGCUUGAUGAGUAUGUUUCCUCUUUGGUCAACUUUCUUUGUAUACAGUCUCGUAGGAGCUACAGCGAAUACUUUCUUUUACGAACAAGCUAAUGUCAUGGAUGACCAUCUUGGAAAGAAAUCUCAUGUCCCACUAGUAAUAUUUGUUAUUAUCAAAACCUUCACAAGUUUCGUUGUAUCACACAUAUGUGAAUUGCUCAAGAGCGCCGUAGGAAGUACACGACGUCCUCCACUAUGCAGAACUACAUUUGGAAUGUUAUGCUCUUUUCUUUGUUGCCUAGUUGCUUGGCGGGUCGAAAAAUACAGACAUGAUGAUAUGGAGAUAAGGGUGGACGAGGAUAAUGUAGAGUUUAACGUUAAUGAAAUGAGUGUUUUUUGAUUAAUACCUCAGUUCGUCUUGGUUGGCCUCAUGGAUGGACUUUCAUCGAGUGGGCUCCAAGAUAUCUUUGAAACUCAAGUUUGUGAGUCAAUGAAAGGGCAUGAACCAGAGUUCAGCGAAUUCUUCACUGGCAUUGGCAAAUUCGUCAGUGUGAUCUUCAUCCUUAUUUUUAGAUCUUGGUUUGAGGAAGACGUGAACACAAGUCGCUUGGACAAGUACUAUGCUAUCUUAAUGAUUCCUGCCUUCCUUAACUUUCUUUUCUGUUGGUUUCUAUGCUGUUGGUAUUUGAGACAGCCAUAUUUUGACAGCGAUAACAAUGAUGCUGCUCAAGAAUUAGAAGAUGGUAUUGUAGAAGUCUUGACAAAUGAGAACACUGACUUUGACAUUGCUCAAGAAUUAGAAGAUGCUGUCAUAGAAGUCUUGACAAAAGAGAACACUGACUUUGACAUUGCUCAAGAAUUAGAAGAUGCUGUCAUGGAAGUCUUGACAAAGGAGAAUUCUGGCUUUGACAUUGGUCAAGAAUUAGAAGACGGUAUCAUAGAAAUCUUGACAAGUGAGAAUUCUAGCUUGACUCCAUCUACCAAUAAUUGAUAUGUUACAAAACACGAGCUAAAGUCAAAGAGCUAGCCCAUGGGUCACUAAAACUUCAAUUUGGAUCUUUGAAA
This is a messenger RNA of Nicotiana tabacum (common tobacco), 1653 nucleotides long. The record is from RefSeq and is a predicted model, not a curated record. Lineage: Eukaryota; Viridiplantae; Streptophyta; Magnoliopsida; Solanales; Solanaceae.